This is a messenger RNA of Penicillium malachiteum, 753 nucleotides long. RefSeq names its product SDR family NAD(P)-dependent oxidoreductase. The transcript has 4 exons. The coding region runs from base 1 to 753 and encodes 250 amino acids. NCBI's taxonomy places the organism in Eukaryota, Fungi, Ascomycota, Eurotiomycetes, Eurotiales, Aspergillaceae. The record is from RefSeq and is a predicted model, not a curated record. Gene Ontology annotation, molecular function: oxidoreductase activity.
AUGGCAUCUUUUGAGGGCAAAGUGAUUGCUAUCACCGGUGCAGCCUCAGGCAUGGGGCUUGCUACUGCAAAAUUACUAGCUUCUCGUGGUGCAAUCAUAUCCUUGGCGGAUAUUAACGAAGCCGCUGUCAAGAACGCCCAAGAAUCUUUGCCUGGACAAAAUCACAUUUACACUGUUGUUGAUAUACGACACAGCCAGAAUGUUGAUGCAUGGAUCGACUCUACUGUUGAGAAGCUGGGCAAACUCGAUGGCGCAGUGAACAUGGCAGGAAUUAUUAGCCCAGCCCAGCCUAUCACCGAGAUUAGUGAUGAAACUUGGGAUUUCAUCUUCGCAGUUAACACGCGGGGUGUGUUUUUCUGUCUGAGAGCACAGCUUAGAGCCAUGAAAGCAGGUGCUAGUAUUGUUUCUGCUGCAAGCACCUUUGGACAGAUGGGAGCACCCGGUGUCUCGCCAUAUUGUGCUAGCAAAGCUGCCGUCAUUGGGUUAUCUAGGACUGCAGCAAAAGAAAACCAGAAAAUUCGAGUGAAUUGCGUUGCACCAGGUGAGAUCAAGAUAGCAUCUGCAUCGCUCUGUCAAUACACCCAUGUCCCAGGGGAGGAUGCCGAGGAUGUUAAGCGUGGUCUUCAAGCCACUGCCCAGAAGCGACAUGCGGAGCCAAUCGAAGUGGCCAAUGUAAUUGCCUUUUUACUGAGCGAUGAAGCAUCAUUUGUGACUGGGGCAGUUUACAAUGUGGACGGAGGAUGGAUCUGCUAG